CCGGAUAGAUCCAUUGGUGACACAUUAGAAGCCAAUCAUUUGUCUGCUGUUCUCGUUGCUGCAGAUAUGGAAUGAUGCCUUCGUGGCACACUUGUUGUCUGUCUGAGGCACGCGAUAAUGUUUACAAGGGUGGCUCUGAGCUUGAAAACGUUGUUUGGAUGCUGUUUUACCCGCAGAAACUCAGUUAUAAUUUCAUCGACUGUUGCUUUUGCACAUCAUUUAAUAAUCAUUCUAUGUGGUCAUGGUCCAACAUUGUGGCUAAUUCCUGUUUCUUAGAACAACGCACAGACAGAAGAGAUUAAUCAGCCAAACUGCCUCUACUCUGCUUCUCCUCUUUGAUUUCCUCCUAAAUCAGAAGUCAGUUUAGUACUGUAUCAGCUGAACAACAUCUAUGGAAUCCUGCCUUCCAAUUCUUCUACAUAGCUUGUGCUUCAUGUCCCUUGUGUUGCAGAUGAGCUAUGCGCUGGACUCCAUUUCAGCUGGCGAGAACAUCACAGAUGGCCAAACGAUAGUCUCUGCCGGCAGGAACUUUGAGCUAGGAUUCUUCAGCCCUGGCAGCUCCAAGAACCGGUAUGUGGGCAUAUGGUACAAGAAGCUAUCGGCCGGGAGGGUGGUUUGGGUCGCAAACCGAGAAAAUCCCCUGAAUGACUCUUCAGGAGUCCUAAAGCUCACUCCUCAGGGUGUACUGACUCUCCUGAACCGUACCGAUGGGGUUGUUUGGUCCUCCAAUGUGUCGAGAUCAGGCCAGGAUCCAAUUGCGCAGCUUUUGGAUUCCGCCAAUUUCGUUGUAAAAGAAGGAAAUGGCAAUGACUUGGGUGAUGCAAUCUGGCAGAGUUUUGAUCACCCUUGUAAUUCGUUUUUGGCUGGCAUGAAGCUUGGUAUAGACCGAGCAAAAGGCCUGGACCGGUACUUGACCUCAUGGAAAAGCAGGGAUGACCCUUCACCGGGUGAUUUCACAUAUAGGCUCAAUUCUUCAGGAUAUCCGCAGCUGAUCCUGAUGAACAAAUCAGUAGUGCUGUCCAGUUCGGGACCUUGGAACGGCAUUCGGUUUAGCGGGAUCCCUCAGUUGAGGACAAAUCCAGUCUUUAGGUUUGGCUUCGUCUUCAACCAAAAUGAAAUUUACUAUUACUUCAAUCUUCUGAAAAGUUCCGUCCCGUCGAUGGUGGUUUUAAAUGAGAAUGGUAUCGUUCAGCGCUUCACUUGGGUAGACCGGACAAAGAGUUGGUUUCUGUAUUCGUCUCCUCAAACAGAUGACUGUGACACUUAUGCAUCAUGUGGAGGGAAUGGGAAUUGCAACAUUGCUAGCUCUCCAAAAUGCAUGUGCUUGACAGGGUUCGUGCCCAAAGACCCUAGCGAUUGGGAAUUUGGGGAUUGGUCAAACGGGUGUGUCCGGAGGACCGAACUGGAUUGUAUGGGAGGAGAUAAAUUUCUGAAGUACACCCAAGUGAAGUUGCCCGACGCGAGGCAAUCGUGGUUCAACGAGAGCAUGAACCUUCAAGAAUGCGAGCAAACAUGCUUGAGGAACUGCUCGUGCACGGCUUAUUCAAACCUGGAUAUCAGAGGGCAAGGAAGUGGAUGUUUACUUUGGUUCGGUGAUCUGAUGGAUAUCAGACAGGUGAACGAGAACAUCCAGGGUAUUUACGUAAGGAUGGCUGCAUCAGAAGUUGGCAGCAAUUUCAGUGGAAAUCCUGGCGCAAGGAAAAGCACGGGCAUCAUUGUCGGCGCCGUGCUGUCUGCGGUGCUUCUUCUUGGCAUCGCGGCUGUUUUCACAAAGUAUAGGAGAGAUGGACAAAUCUUUGGAUUCUCCCAUCAAAGCCGUAGUGAAGAUCUAGACUUACCUAUGUUCGACCUCACAACCCUAGUGAACGCGACAGGUAACUUCUCUGAAGACAACAAACUCGGAGAGGGAGGCUUUGGAGCUGUCUAUAAGGGUGUUCUGAAGAAUGGCCAAGAAAUUGCCGUGAAAAGGCUGUCGGAAAACUCUAGGCAGGGACAGGUCGAGUUCAAGAACGAAGUCGCUUACGUCGCAAAACUUCAACACCGAAACCUCAUCAAGAUUCUGGGAUGCUGCAUUCAAGUAGAUGAAAUGAUGUUGAUUUACGAGUUCUUGCCCAACCGAAGCUUGGAUUGUUUCAUUUUCGACCAAGAGAAGGGUGUUUCCCUGGAUUGGCCUAGGCGCUUCACUAUCAUCAAUGGCGUAGCUUUGGGGCUCCUAUAUCUUCACCGAGACUCAAGAUUAAGGAUUAUUCAUAGAGAUGUGAAAGCUGAAAACAUCCUGCUCGACAAUGAAAUGAAUCCAAAGAUAUCAGACUUUGGUUUGGCGAGGAGUUUCGGAGGUAAUGAGAGCGAAGCAAAUACAAAGAGAGUGGUGGGAACAUUUGGUUACAUGUCCCCAGAGUAUGCCAUCAACGGCUUUUAUUCGGUAAAAUCAGAUGUCUUCAGUUUUGGCGUUUUAGUACUGGAAAUCGUGAGUGGGAAAAGAAAUCGAGGUUUCAAUCAUCCUGACAAGCAUUUAAGCCUUCUCGGAUAUGCCUGGACACUGUCAAGAGAUCAAAAGUUCAUGGAGCUUGUCGAUCCAUUGAUUGUAUCCACAUUUAACCCUGUGGAAGUUUUACGAUCCAUCCGUGUGGCUUUGUUGUGUGUUCAAAAUAACCCGCACGAUAGACCGGAGAUGUCAUCUGUGGUUAUGAUGUUGAGCAGUGAGAGCACAUUGCCUCAGCCUAAAAGGCCUGGUUUUUUUGACGAGACAUCUGCAUCCGAAGCAAGUUCUUCAAGCGACAGCAGGCAUAAGAAAUAUUCGGCCAACGAAAUAACUAUUUCACAUUUACUGCCUAGAUGAUAUUUCUGAAAUUUCAAUUAUGUUUAUAUUGAUCCCAUAUGAAUACGAGAGGAUCAUGGCAUUUGUAUGAGAGUCAUCUCUUAAUCUGGAAUUGAAAGACCUUACGGGGACAUGUGAAAGAUUGUGCCUUUUGUUCUUCCAAAA
Messenger RNA from Eucalyptus grandis, 2983 nucleotides. Its product is annotated as G-type lectin S-receptor-like serine/threonine-protein kinase At4g27290. Gene Ontology annotation, biological process: recognition of pollen; protein phosphorylation. The record is from RefSeq and is a predicted model, not a curated record. The transcript is spliced from 7 exons. NCBI's taxonomy places the organism in Eukaryota, Viridiplantae, Streptophyta, Magnoliopsida, Myrtales, Myrtaceae. Bases 392 to 2839 code for a protein of 815 amino acids. Gene Ontology annotation, molecular function: protein serine/threonine kinase activity; ATP binding.